Acyrthosiphon pisum (pea aphid) is the source of this 1344-nucleotide messenger RNA. RefSeq lists its product as uncharacterized. Bases 213 to 743 code for a protein of 176 amino acids. NCBI's taxonomy places the organism in Eukaryota, Metazoa, Arthropoda, Insecta, Hemiptera, Aphididae. The transcript has a single exon. The record is from RefSeq and is a predicted model, not a curated record.
UUUUAGCGUAAAUCGUGUUGGCGAUCACACGUCGAUAGCCAAUAACAUUUUUAUCAUUGAACAUUAUUUCUUUUGAGUUGUUAAUUCAUUGUUAUAGUCAACACGGGCGUUUCAUUGUUAAUUAUCAAUAUCUUUUUUGAGAGACUUUUUCGAUUUUCGUUUACUAUACGCGUGUAAGCACUCAACUAUACAUUUUUGGACAGCAGAUUACGAUGGAAAACGAGAGAACGUACAUAGCGCCUAGUUUGUUGCAAACGGCGUACUACGCUUGCACCGAUAUCGAGCGUGAUAGGUUCGACUCUUUGAAGGCACCGGACGUCGAUUUGCGACACAGUUGCGAGUCGCUGCUUGAAAUAUUAAAAAUCGACAAAAACCGAAACGAGGGCAACGAAAGGCAGACCAUGUUCAUCAGGUUGCAGUUGACCAUCGAAGAAAAGAGGUUUCUAAACAUAUGCAAGGAGGCAGCGUCGCAUGGGCACAUCAAUUGCCUGAAACUCGCUAACGAGAUUGGCUUCCCAUGGAACAAUAAGGCGUGCAACCAGGUUGGGUAUACGAGGCAUCGUUUGUGUCUAGGAUACUUCCGGGAAAACGGCUGUCCGUGGAAUGAGAUAACUUGUAGCAAUGCCGCAUUCAGCGGUCACAAUGACUGCCUGAUAUACGCACGGGAAAACGGGUGUCCAUGGGACAAAUCGACAUGCUUCAACGCCGCGGAAGGUGGACAUUUGGAAGCAUCUGAAGACUAACACCGGUACCUUUCUUAUUCUGAAUAGAGUGUAUAACUCAUACUUUAGUAAAAUUGAAUUUCAUGUCAAAUUACGUGCCGUACCAUAUUUGAUGUUAUUUGAUGAAUUUGAUGCAAAUAAAUUACUAGUUAGUUUUUUAAUCGUAUAAAUAUUAUUAUUUAUCAAUUUGUUAAUUUAUCACAGAAAAUCAUUUAGUUAUAAUGAAUAUAUCAUUAGUAAUACACAAAACUAUCACAAGCCAAAGUUUAAAAUUCCAGAAUCCAGAUUUUUCACAUCACUUAAAUGUAGUAUACAUUUUUAUGAUGUAUGUUUUUUUUUUUAGUUGUACUUUAAGCUUUUACUUAAGAGUUAAGGCCUUUAAUCUUUAAAUCAUUUUGUUUAUUAAUAUAAAUUUGUUUAAUUUUAAUAAUAUUUAAAAUUAUUUUUGAUUCAAAACUAUUUAUGAUAUUAUAUAUUUUAGUAAUCAAAUGAUCGGUUCACCAAGUGAUCCUCAACUAACUUCUGGUGGCUAAAUGAGUGGGCCUAUUAGAUCAAUUGGUAUGUCUAUUUAAAUUAAAGCAGUUAAAUGUGUACAUCUAGUUGAACAAGAUACAUUAAUUCA